Arabidopsis thaliana (thale cress) is the source of this 1251-nucleotide messenger RNA. RefSeq names its product Serine/Threonine kinase catalytic domain protein (gene NEK5). NCBI's taxonomy places the organism in Eukaryota, Viridiplantae, Streptophyta, Magnoliopsida, Brassicales, Brassicaceae. The transcript has 13 exons. Gene Ontology annotation, molecular function: ATP binding; protein kinase activity; protein serine kinase activity. The coding region runs from base 1 to 1251 and encodes 416 amino acids. The record is from RefSeq and is marked reviewed.
AUGGACGAUUAUGAGGUCGUGGAACAGAUCGGACGAGGCGCUUUUGGUUCUGCUUUUCUUGUAAUUCACAAGUCCGAGAGACGAAAGUAUGUGGUUAAGAAGAUUCGUUUGGCUAAACAAACAGAGAGAUGCAAGCUUGCUGCAAUCCAAGAGAUGAGUUUGAUAUCAAAGCUUAAGAGUCCUUAUAUUGUGGAGUACAAAGAUUCUUGGGUUGAAAAGGAUUGUGUAUGCAUUGUAACUAGUUAUUGUGAGGGUGGAGACAUGACUCAAAUGAUAAAGAAAUCAAGAGGAGUAUUCGCGUCCGAAGAAAAACUCUGUAGAUGGAUGGUGCAGCUACUGUUGGCUAUAGAUUACCUCCAUAACAAUCGAGUUCUUCACCGUGACCUUAAGUGCUCCAACAUAUUCCUCACUAAAGAGAACGAGGUUCGGUUAGGUGACUUUGGCCUAGCAAAACUUCUAGGCAAAGAUGAUCUUGCUUCCUCGAUGGUAGGAACACCAAACUACAUGUGCCCUGAACUUCUUGCAGAUAUACCUUAUGGCUACAAAUCUGAUAUUUGGUCUUUAGGUUGUUGUAUGUUUGAAGUAGCUGCUCAUCAACCGGCCUUCAAGGCUCCUGACAUGGCAGCACUCAUCAACAAGAUUAACCGCUCUUCGCUUUCUCCUCUCCCAGUCAUGUAUUCCUCUUCAUUAAAAAGACUGAUCAAAAGUAUGUUGCGCAAGAACCCUGAACAUAGACCAACUGCUGCAGAAUUGCUAAGACAUCCACACUUACAGCCAUAUCUUGCACAAUGCCAAAAUCUGUCCCCAGUUUUCAAACCGGUUGUGUCCAAAUCAGAACACAACACCAACGAAAACAGAACAGGUCUCCCCCCGAAGACCAAAUCCGCAAAAACACCCAUCAAACACAAUCAAGAAUCAGAGGAAACAGAGAAGAAAAAUAAGGAUACGAGCUCUAGUUCAAAAGACAAGGAGAGACCAGCAAAGAGCCAAGAGAUGUCAGUGAUUAGCACAUUAACGUUGCUACGCGAGUUUCAGAAGAAAAGCCCGAAAAGCGAGGAGAGAGCAGAAGCAUUGGAAUCUUUGUUGGAGCUUUGUGCAGGUUUACUUAGGCAAGAGAAGUUUGAUGAGCUUGAAGGAGUCUUGAAACCUUUUGGAGAUGAAACAGUUUCAUCAAGAGAAACCGCUAUUUGGCUUACGAAGAGUCUCAUGAAUGUAAAGAGAAAGCAAAACGAUGAUGAAACCAAUAUUUAA